Rubroshorea leprosula is the source of this 454-nucleotide messenger RNA. The record is from the annotation of a GenBank genome assembly. Lineage: Eukaryota; Viridiplantae; Streptophyta; Magnoliopsida; Malvales; Dipterocarpaceae.
AAGUCUCCUCUCCUCUAGUCCUCUGCCACACUCUUGCUCAAACUCUGCCCUCAUCUCCACGGAUCACUAUGAAUCGGUGCUUCCCUUCAGCUCUCAACCUUUCACCGACUCACCAUGUCGUCUCUCAGUCGGUCACUCUCUCGAUCGGUCUCUCCAGCCAGUCUCUAACUCUCAACCUCGCCGUCACUACAACCCCUUGCCCCUACUGCCUUGCAACGCUCACUGCUCACCUCCAGCUGAGCUCCAAGGCUGCUGUUGGGUCAUCUCAGCCCGCCUCUCACCGUGGCAUCGUGUCUCGGCCCAUCACUGCAAGUCAGCAAUGCUCCUCACUCACCACCGCUCACCUCCAGCUUGUUUUAAAAGAGUGAUCUUGAUCAUCUUUGUUUGCUAUAUAGGAUUCUGUAAAAUUGCUAUUUUCUUUUGGAAUUUUGAUUAAUAAGCAGUGAAUGAUGGG